GAAAAUUUUUAAAUUUUGAAUAAAGGGUGUUCAUUUGGGAAGCAAAACAAAUAUGCUUUUUGACCAUCGAAGUGACAGCGGUGACAGUGGAAAAUCAAUAAUAAAUAGCAACUUGAAAAUAAAUAAAAAAUUGCGAGCGAGCUAACUCACCACCGGAUGUGAGCGAACGGUGCAAACAAAUUGACGACUUCAAACAGAGAGCCGUAAAGGACACAGUAAUAUACCCUCAAAUUGUGAGAAUUGAAAGCUUGAAGCAGACAGUCAUCAACGAAGUAGCCAGUCAGUCGCAAUAUAAAUACAUAUUUACAUACUCACUCGCAUACUCUUCGGUGCAGUAUUUGUGAAAACACUGUGGAAAUUUGCGUGAAGAAUUAUUCGUGUUUAUUUAAAUAUUAUAAAUAUAAAAGUGCUAAUUACACAUAAAUAAACAAACGAAAGCACAUCAAAACUAGCAGUGAAACUCGAAAAGCAGAAGUUUAAUCUACAGCAAUUGUGUCUUGCAACGAGCGUGAUUGUGGGUGGGGAAGUGCGCUUCGAUUUUUCACCAGAGCAUAUAAUAUUCGAUUAACGCGAGCUAUAAUUACUUUUCGCAGCAAAUAUUGUGUGUCUCCAAAUAAAUAAUCGACAAAGAAAGUAAACGUUGUGUUUGUAAUCACUUUGGAGUCUGGGUUAAUUGUGUGCGGUCCCAGUUGUAUCUUUUUUCGAACAAUUUGAUUUGGCUUAUGCGCACCCAAUACCCGUAACAUGCGCUCCCUGGCUGACGAGACCAGGAAAUUGACGUUGAACAACAACAAUAACAACAAUACGGUUGACCAACAAAGUACACAAACGACUACAGUAGCGGUGGUUGUCAAGCAGUCUAAUAACUCGAAUAAAGCAUACAAGAUGCAACAGCAAGUCAACGUUAUGACCAGCGCCACAACGGUUGCUCACCAAAAGCAACAUGCACAUCAACAACAGCAUCAGCAGCAACAACAAAAGCACCACAAGCAACAGCAGAACAAUAACUCGACAACAAUUAGCUUGCCAAAGGCUACACAUGCGAACACCAGUGAAGAGAUUGCCGGCGGUGUGCAGGACACCAUCUAUUUGUGCAACUUUCGCGUCUCCGUUGAUGGCGAUUGGCUGUGCCUGAAGGAGCUACAGGAUCUUGACAUUGGUCAGCAGCAUAGCGGCGGCGGUGGUGGCAACAGUAACAGCGUCUAUGGCGUACAACGCGGCACACAGCUGGGCCAAAAAAACAAACGCUAUUCGGGAAUGUCGAACGGUUUGGAUGAUAAUGGUAUAUUGACUGUCCGUAACUUGCUGGGUCGUCGUUUUAACGAUGCACCCGAACAUGUGCACAAGACGAACGGUUCGUCGUCGUCGUCGUUGUCGCACUUGCUUACCGCACGACAUGCACAUGCAGAUAAUGGCUUGAUUGGUGUGUUUGGUGUUGGUGGUACUGGUGAAUGGUCCAAUCACCCACGCGAUCCAGCCGAAAUCGAGCGCAGUAAUCUGGUGAAUAUCUGUAAACUCGUGGUAAAGGAAUUGUUAGAGCAAUCGCUACGCUUCGGACGCAUGUUGGACUCGGAUCAUCUACCACUGCAGCACUUCUUCAUCGUAAUAGAACAUGUACUAGGUCAUGGUUUGCGACCAAAGAAGGGUCUUUUGGGGCCACGCAAAGAAUUGUGGGAUCUGUUGCAGAGCGUAGAAAACUAUUGUCCCGAAGCGCAGGACAUCACCGCAAGUGUACGUGAUUUGCCCACCGUGCGCACGCAUAUUGGACGCGCUCGCGCCUGGUUACGCAUAGCGUUGAUGCAGAAGAAAUUGGCCGAUUAUUUGCAGGCGCUUAUCGAGCAUCGAGACGACUCACUCUACGAAUACUACGAACCGCAUGCGCUAAUGAUGAGCGACGAGAUUGUGGUGAUUAUGGGCAUUUUAGUGGGUCUAAAUGUUAUCGAUUGUAAUUUGUGUGUGAAAGAGGAAGAUUUGGAUUCACAACAGGGUGUUAUCGACUUUUCGCUUUAUCUGCGCUCGAGUUCGCGCAGUACCGAGAACGACGAGGAGAUCAAUCAGUCAUUGGAGGCGAAUGGUCAGGGCAACAUGAUUGCUGUGUUGGACCAAAAGAACUAUAUUGAAGAGCUCAAUCGGCAUUUAAAUGCCACAGUCGGUAAUCUACAGGCUAAAGUUGAAUCCCUUACAACAACAAAUGCGCUUAUGAAGGAGGACUUAGCGAUUGCGCGCAAUAGCCUUUUAGCCUUACAAGCCGAGAAUCAGGCACUACGUCAAAAUGCCACCAUUACCAAAGAUGUUCCUACAUCAAAUGCGGAAGCCAGUCCAAACAAAUCGUCCGAUCGUGCGAACAAAGCCACGAUCGAAACACUCACCGCCGAGUUGAGUGAGGAGAAAAAGAAAAAUACCGAACUCGAUAAGGAGUUGAAAUUGCAAGUGUCCCUCAAAGCCGAAUCAGAUAUGGCAAUGAAAUUGCUUGAGAAGGAUAUACACGAGAAGCAGGAUACAAUUGUAUCGCUGCGACGACAAUUGGACGAUAUAAAACAAAUUAAUUUGGAAAUGUAUCGCAAAUUACAGGAAUGUGAUGCUUCGCUCAAGCAUAAAACCGAAUUGCUCACGAAGCUCGAGAGUCAAAAGGAAGAUAUGGCCAGCACAAUUGCACAGCUGGAGAAGAAGUGGGACAAUGAUAAAAGCAACUUGGGUGAAAUACUCAAGAAUACGUCACAAACACUCUCCACACAGGUGAACGCAUCCGAGGAGCGUGCCGCACGCGCCGAAGCUGAGGCGCGUAUCGAACGCGAAUGGCGACAUUCGUUACAAGAGAAGGAAGUGAAGCUGAAGGAGAAAAUUGGUGCAUUGCAAAAUGGCAUAAAAGAGCUCACCGAAGAGGCACAACAGAAUGCCAAACUGCGUGUUGAACUCGAUCGCAUGCGCACACAAUGGACGGAGGCACAAACCACACUCGAAGAAUUGGGCAUACAGUUGAGUGUUAGCAAAUUGAAGGUCUCCGAAUUGGAGGAUCGCGAAAGAAGGCAACAGCAAUUGCGCUCAUCCGAUCUGUCGUUGCAGUCUCCCGCCGAUGUGGGUAGUGCUGGUAUAUGGGCGCCAGAUUCGAUAGCUACACAUUGCACGGCGUGCAAGAAGGAAUUCGGUUUGACGCGCCGGAAACACCAUUGUCGCAGUUGUGGCGAGAUUUUCUGCAACACCUGUUCGGAGCACACACUGCCACUACUCAACGAACAGGGGCAACUAGGCAAGCCGGUGCGUGUUUGCGAUCGCUGCUUUGAGACGAGAAAAUGAUGAUGAUGCUUUCACAAAUUUACACUAAUCUAAUUUUAUAUUAUUCUAUAUGUAGCUAAGGCAUACAGAACCAUUGUAUUAAAUAUGUAUGUAUGUAAAUGUUCAUGUAACUAUAUGAAUUGUAUAUGUAUUAUCAGUGUGUACAUACAUGUGUUAUAUAUAUAUAGAUACAUUUACCGAUUUUGCAUUUUUGCGUAUUGCCGAUGUUGUAAUCACAUGCUGUGCAGCCUCGGUAUUUAUAAAAAAAAAAAUCACAAACUAUUUUAAUUGUGUCCAACUUGUGUAUAUGUAUUUACAGUGGCAAAUAUUGUGCGAACCUAUGAAAAUUGAAUAGUUUUUAGUGUAAUAAGCGGUAAACGCUCGUAUUUUAAACUGUAUCCAAUAUGCCUGUAUUCAAUGUAUUGAAAUAUUUAUUACUUUUCAUACAAAUAAAUCGGAUACAAUUUAUAAAUAUUGAAAAGCAAA
Messenger RNA from Zeugodacus cucurbitae (melon fly), 3759 nucleotides. RefSeq names its product protein RUFY3. NCBI's taxonomy places the organism in Eukaryota, Metazoa, Arthropoda, Insecta, Diptera, Tephritidae. Gene Ontology annotation, molecular function: metal ion binding. The coding region runs from base 745 to 3294 and encodes 849 amino acids. Gene Ontology annotation, cellular component: cytoplasm. The record is from RefSeq and is a predicted model, not a curated record. The transcript has 8 exons.